Monopterus albus (swamp eel) is the source of this 2351-nucleotide messenger RNA. RefSeq names its product NDC80 kinetochore complex component (gene ndc80). The record is from RefSeq and is a predicted model, not a curated record. Gene Ontology annotation, biological process: attachment of mitotic spindle microtubules to kinetochore. Gene Ontology annotation, cellular component: Ndc80 complex. The coding region runs from base 134 to 2056 and encodes 640 amino acids. NCBI's taxonomy places the organism in Eukaryota, Metazoa, Chordata, Actinopteri, Synbranchiformes, Synbranchidae. The transcript is spliced from 17 exons.
AUUGCUCUCCGUUCUCUGGUGAUGUCACCGCCAUCAGUAUUUGUAUUGUUUUGGCGGGGUUUGUUUCUGUAUGUUCGUUGCCAAUUCAGCCCUUAUGUUUAUUUCUGUAUAGCUACGUUUCCACCUACGAAAUAUGGAGCGUGGAAGGAGUGGAAGGAUGAGUCGAGCAACAAGCAGCAGACUAUCAGAGCUGCCUUUGCGAGUGCAAGACAACAACAGGAUGAGCAUGGCGUAUGCAACGCCCCAGAAUAAACAGCCUUUAUUUGGAAAGCUCAACAUACCAAAACCACAGUCUGUGACCUCUGAAAGGCGGACCAGCUUCUUUGGUGCCCGGACUAGUGGAGCCAGCAUGCCUCGCAACAGCAUCAUGUCAAGGUUUGGAGGAACUGAGAAGAUCAAAGAUAGCAGACCUCUGCAUGAUAAGUCCUAUGUUCAGCAGUGUAUCAGACAGCUGCACGAGUUCUUGACAGAGCACGCUUACCCAGGCACUUUGUCAGCCAAGACUCUCCAGUCUCCCUCUACCAAGGAGUUUGUGAAGAUACUGGAGUUUAUCUACCGCCAGAUAGACCCAACCUUUGAGAUGCCAAGCUCAAAAGUUGAGGAGGAGGUUCCAGCUAUCUUAAAAUCCCUGAGGUAUCCAUUUGUGCUCUCCAAGUGUUCAAUGUAUUCUGUUGGAGCUCCCCAUACCUGGCCUCAGGCACUGGGUGCUCUCAUGUGGCUUAUUGAUAAUGUCAAGAUCACCUGGAGUUUGACUAAGCAAGAGCUUCCAUUCAGCGAUUUCUGUGAAGACGGUGUCGAUGUUGAGGAAGGGAAGCUCCUCAUGGCCCACACAGUUGACACGUACUCUAAGUUCAUGCAGGGUGAUGACACAUUUGAGGAUGAGGAUGAAGUACACCUCACUAAAAUAAAGAAGCUUCUGAAAGUUGAUGAAGCCCUGCUCGCCUCGGAGGAGAAAAAGCACAGCAUUCUUAGUGGAGAGGUUGAACGAUUGGAGAAGGAGAGUCAGACGGACCGUCUAAUAACCAAGAGGAUGGAAAAAAUGCAGCUGCAGACAGACCUCAAGAAAAUCCAGAGUUAUCGAAGCAACCUGAAGUCCUUUAAAGCCAACCAGGAAAACAAAGUCUCAGAACUGAAUGAUGAGCUGGAGACCAAUGCAAAUCUUCUGGAGUGUCUGAAACAUGAACAGGGUGGACUGCAACAUCUCCUGGAGAACCAGAAGUUGACUCCAGCUGAUGUAGAGAGGAUAAACAGAGAGAAGCGGGAGCUCCAACAGAUCAUAUCCAGUCUUAGCAAGUCUCUUGAAGAUGCUGAACGGCACAAGUGGAAUGAAGAGAUUGCUCUGGCCAAAGUGAAAGAGAAGGUGGAUUUGAAAAUAGGGGACUAUCAGAAGUUGGCACGUAAACUGAAGCUGAUACCACAGUCUGCAGAGAACGCCUGUGGUCACGACUUUGAGAUCAGUUCUUAUGAUUAUGGAUCAGGCAGCAUGGUUCAGCAUAAAAUGCCAAUACAGGUGGUGCUCAGGAAGUUGAUCAGUGAUGUGGAGGAAGAGAACAGUCGAUUAGUCAACAUGAAUCUGAGCGCGGAAGAGGCUUAUGAACAGUUCAAAUCUAACAUCUUAGACAAGUCCAAUGAUCUGAAGCAGUUAAAGGAGCAGAUUCGCAAAGUGGAUGAACGACUGGAUUCCAACAUGCAGGAGUUGGCCCGUGAGGAACAGGAAUGGGCAGCAGAGAUGGAAUCUGUGGAUAACUACCAUGAACUUCUGGAGAAGAAAAUUAAUCUUGGUUACGAUGAGGCUGUGCAACAACUGAAGGCAGCGCAACAGCAGUACCACCUGGUGCUGCAGGAGACCAAUGAGGAGAGGCGAACGGUAGCCAACAACCUGGCAUCUGUGUUUGCCACAGCUGCUAAUCACUUGACAGUUACAGAGAAGAGCCAGGAGGAUCUCUACAGCAAAGUGCAGCGUGUUUGCUCUAAGGCUGUUGCAGAUGAUGCGGCUGCUAUUCAGAAGAUGCAGGAAACUUUGGAGAGCUUCAGACUCAAGGCAAACAGUUUGUAAAGAGAGCCAGCAGGGUGGAGGUGUCCACAGGUGGAGAUAAUUUCAGGGGCUAUAGGAGUGUGUGGGACGUGCCCCUGUCAUUUGUGUUUAUAGUUUGCUUUUGUCUUUGACAGUAAAAUUUAGAUUUUCAUUCACUUGUUCUAAAAUUUGAAAAUGUGUGACUUACAACCUUAGAUAAACAAAAUUACAAUAGAAAUGUAAAACAUAAUAAAAUAAAAGUUUAAAAAAAAUGUUACGCUGUCACAGAUUCAUAGUAAAUCUAGUGGUUGCAUGAACAUGGAGGCUUUUACAUUAA